CCCGAGCAGCCCACCCGUGCCCCCCGGGACCUGGACUUCCACGGCACCAGCCAGAAUUUCAGCAAGUUCAUUCGGCUGUCGGACCGGACAGACCCCGCGGCGGCCUACGCCCUGGUCACCCGCACCUGGGGCUUCCCGGCCCCCAACCUGGUGGUGUCUGUGCUGGGGGGCUCGCCGGGCUCCAAGCUGCAGCCCUGGCUCAGGGACCUGCUGCGGCAAGGCCUGGUCAGGGCCGCCCUCAGCACCGGGGCCUGGAUCAUGACCGGGGGGCUGCACAUGGGCAUCAGCCGGCACGUGGGGGUGGCGGUGCAGGACCACAACAUGGCAGGCUCGGGCUCCACCAAGGUGGUGGCCAUGGGCGUGGCCCCCUGGGGGGUGGUGCGGCACUGGGAGACGCUGAUCAACCCCAAGGGUGUGUUCCCGGCCCCCUACUUCUGGCAGAAGGGCCUGAAGGACGGCACCCAGUGCCCGCUGGACUAUAACUACUCGGCCUUCUUCCUGGUGGAUGAUGGGACCUACGGCAUCUUCGGGGGCGAGACGCGCUUCCGGGCCAAGCUGGAGUCCUACAUCUCCCGGCAGAAGACUGGGAUUCGCGGCACCGGCAUCGACAUCCCCGUCCUGCUGCUGCUCGUGGCAAAAAUGAAAGCAUACUUAGCGGUUCAGCGCCACCCGACUAUCUCGCCGAAUCUAGAAACGCGGCGUCAAGAGACUCCUGCGUCCUUCCAUGACCCACAAUGCAGGAAUCGCCGACAGAUCCGGCGCUUCUUUCCCAAGGGUGAUCUUGAGGCCACAGGGAGGCUCAGACAUCUCUGUCCUGAAUGUUCCGCCAUUCGGUUCUCAGCCCCCAGAGGCGCCCACCGACUCCAACCAGGUGUAGGAAUAAAAUCCAGCCUGACUCCUAGGAGGAGAGCCUGCCCCCUCCGUGGGGCCCCGAGCCCAGCAGAGGCGUGGGAACAAAGGCCUUGGCUCAGGCGCCUUCCCUUGGGUCUAGCGCAGGUGGAGAGGAUCAUGACGCGCCGGGAGAUGCUGACCGUCUAUUCGUCGGAGGACGGGCCCGAGGAGUUCGAGACUGUGGUGCUGAGGGCCCUGGUGAAGGCCUGCGGCAGCUCUGAGGCAUCCGCAUACAUGGACGAGUUACGCCUGGCCGUGACCUGGAACCGCGUGGACAUUGCGCAGAGCGAGAUCUUCCGAGGGGACAUCAAGUGGAAGGUGGGGGGGGGAUGGUGGGAUAUGAGUGGACAGGGGUCUCAUACGUCGGACUCCACCUUCAAGAUGAGGCCCUGGAUCGAUACCGCUCUGGGCCCUGUUUCUGGAUCGAGAUCGGAUGGCGUCUUCUGGGAUCGGGAGACUGGAGAGGAUCCCCUGGCUGAGCCCCAGACUGAGGAAAGAGCUUCAACCCAUUCUGGUGGUUCCAGGACCGGGGAUCGGGGGACCCCUGGUGUGGAGGGAAGAGCCCCACCCUCUGUUUUUCUUUGCCUAGGUCUGUUUUCAGAGUGUCUCCAAAACAGUGAGUCCCGGACCACCCGCUUGCUCCUGCACCGGUCCUCCAUCUGGGGGGGAGCCACCUGCCUCCAGCUGGCAACGCAAGGGGACGCGAGGGCCUUCUUCGCCCAGGAUGGGGUGCAGACCCUGUUGACGGAGAAGUGGUGGGGAGAGAUGGACAGCAGCACCCCCGUCUGGGCCCUGCUUCUCACCUUCUUCUGCCCCCUCUUCAUCUACACCAACCUCAUCACCUUUAGACCCCUGGAGGAGGAGCUGCUGAAGAGAGAACAGUGGGGGCCAAAUGUGGACGAUGGUGCCAUGGACAGCCCCUCGGGGCUGGGGGACAUCUCAGAGAAGCGGGGGACGGGCACGCCGACCCAACCCAGGGCCGCCUGGAGCUGCCUGCGGGACCGGCAGCAGUGGGCACGCUGCCUGCGGCGCUGGACCCAGUUCUGGACGGCACCGGUGACCGUCUUCCUGGGCAACGUGGUCAGCUACCUGCUGUUCCUCCUGCUCUUUGCCCGGGUGCUGCUGCUGGAGAUCCGGCCCACAGCGCCCGGAGCCACCGAGUUCCUGCUCUACGCCUGGGUCUUCACGCUGCUGUGCGAGGAGCUGCGACAGGGGCUGUCGGGGGGCUGGGGCACCCUCAGCGGGGGCCCCACACCAGAGCCCGAGAAGGUGCCCCUGCACCAGCGGCUGCACCUCUACCUGGCCGACACCUGGAACCAGUGCGACCUGGUGGCCCUCAGCCUCUUCCUGCUGGGCAUUGGCUGCCGGCUGACCCCGGGGCUGUACCAGCUGGGCCGGGCCGUGCUCUGCCUGGACUUCAUGGUCUUCACUCUGCGCCUCCUGCACAUCUUCACGGUCAAUAAGCAGCUCGGACCCAAGAUCGUGAUCGUGAACAAGAUGAUGAAGGAUGUCUUCUUCUUCCUCUUCUUCCUGGGCGUGUGGCUCGUGGCCUAUGGCGUGGCCACCGAGGGGCUGCUCCGGCCGCAGGACCAGGACCUGUUUGCCAUCCUGAGACGCGUGUUUUACCGGCCCUACCUGCAGAUCUUUGGCCAGGUGCCCCAGGAGGACAUGGACGUGACCCUGAUGCAGCAGGACAACUGCUCGCAGGAACUGGGUUCGUGGGCCCAGCCCCUCGGGAGCCCAUCCGGCUCCUGCGUCUCCGUCUACGCCAACUGGCUGGUGUUGCUGCUUCUGGUCAUCUUCCUGCUGGUGGCCAACGUGCUCCUGCUCAACCUUCUCAUCGCCAUGUUCAGCCACACCUUCGGGAAGGUGCAGGGGAACAGCGACCAGUACUGGAAGUUCCAGCGCUACGGCCUGAUCCGCGAGUUCCACAACCGCCCGGCGCUGCCCCCGCCCCUCAUCGUGGUCUCCCACCUCCUCCUGCUGCUGAGCCGCCUGGAUCGCCAGCGCCAGCCCCGACGGCAGCGCCCCGCCUCCGACGAGGCUUCCAGGCGGUACCUGGCCACCCAGGCCGAGGAGCGCGAGCUGCUGACCUGGGAGUCGGUGCAGAAGGAGAACUUCCUCCUGGGCCAAGCCCGGGACAAGAGGGAGAGCGACUCGGAGCGGCUGAAGAGGACGUCCCAGAAGGUAGACACAGCCCUGAAGCAUCUGGGUCAGAUUCGGGCUUACCAGCAGCGUCUGAUGGCCAUGGAGCUUGAGGUCCGUCACUGCAGCCAGCUCCUCAGCUGGGUGGUGGAGGCGCUGAAACAGUCCCAGCUGAUCUUGCCAGCGGAGCCGCCCCCACUCACCCCGGUCAAAGUCCCAACUGCCCCUGCCCUUCUUAGCCCCGGCUUCUUCCUCCCCGUCCUUGUCCUACAACCUCCAUGUCCCUCUGGAAGUCUCCGUACUCCUUCUCCGGGACAAGGAACGCCCUCGGGCACUGUGACAACUGCAUUAUCAGGGUGUGUAUCCCUGGGUCCUGCCAAGGCCAUUCUCUACGAGCCGCUGGACUGGCUAGAUGCCCCCGAGCUGCUCCUGGCCUUUCUCUGGGAGCCGCUGGGCAGCAGGCGCCAUCUCGGCCGUCCCUCGGUCCUUUCUGAAGCCAUAUUGGUCCUCAGGUGGUCGGCCAUCUUCCAGGCGGAGGAUCCACCUACCCAGGUGGGCACUGGCAAGAUCUUUGCCCCCAAUGACUGGGAGCCUCCGUGGAAUCCCAAACCAAGAGCCCCACCCCCCCCGCAAGUGUCCACAUCCAGCUGCGCCCCUGCCCCUGCUUGUGCUGGCUCCUUCCGGCCCACGACCGAGUCCCUGCAACAUAGCCCCGGCGCUCCCACUCCAUCCAGCUCACUCAGUCUUCCUGGACUCAGACCGGGCCCGACUCCACAGACAGACCAGCGGAUGAAAGUCUCUGGCUCCUGCUGA
Molecule: messenger RNA, 3849 nt
Organism: Sarcophilus harrisii (Tasmanian devil)
Lineage: Eukaryota; Metazoa; Chordata; Mammalia; Dasyuromorphia; Dasyuridae
Gene: TRPM4
Product: transient receptor potential cation channel subfamily M member 4
Exons: 23
Coding region: 259-3849 (1196 amino acids)
Biological process (GO): calcium ion transmembrane transport
Cellular component (GO): membrane
Molecular function (GO): calcium-activated cation channel activity; ligand-gated calcium channel activity
Source: RefSeq, a predicted model, not a curated record